This is a messenger RNA of Papaver somniferum (opium poppy), 1605 nucleotides long. RefSeq lists its product as uncharacterized. NCBI's taxonomy places the organism in Eukaryota, Viridiplantae, Streptophyta, Magnoliopsida, Ranunculales, Papaveraceae. The transcript has 6 exons. The record is from RefSeq and is a predicted model, not a curated record. Bases 1 to 1605 code for a protein of 534 amino acids.
AUGGUGGACAAACAUUCAAAGUUGACUCAAAUAAGUGAAAAGAAUGGAUCUGUACCACUUAAAGUUGCUGCUGAUUACGUAACAGAUAGACAAGAGGAGAUGGUGAAUUAUCUUUGGUCAGUCACUACAAACGAGGAACCCAGUCCUUUCUCUGGUCCUGACGGCGCUUCUUUAUUGUGCUCCCUAAUUGAUGCCAAUCUUUACGAUACUGCCUUAUGUGUUGUCCAAAUGUAUCCAAGCUUGGCAACUGAAGAAAGUAAAAACAGCAAAGUUAGGGCAUUAGACAUGAUUGCAGGGAGGCCAUUUACAUUUCUCAGCGGAUGCAAGUUAACCUUAUGGGAGCGCUGGAUAUACUCUGUUAUUACAGUGGAUUUGCUGCCUCCUCCAGUUUGCCAGCUUCUGAAAGGGGACGUGGAGAACCCUGUAUUCUUGGAAAACUGCACAAAUAGAGGUGAAAAAAUAACAUGGUUCAGAGCAACCAUGAGAAAGUUCUACUCCGCUUUCCAGAAUUCCUUCGGUGGAGUCCCUGCUGGAAAAAGAAUGUACAAUAAAAAGAUGAUGCACAAAAGAGUAUCAACUUUAGUAAAAUGUAUCCUCACUAAUCUUAAACUUGGAGGACCAGACAGAGGCUUGAAGUUCUUUGAAGACUCUAAUGUCUUGAAGAUAGCUAUGAAAUCUGGGACAACUGAAUUUGUGGUGGAGUGCCUUAAAACUUUUCCUGACCUAAUUUGGUAUAAGACGGAGAACCAGAGAAUAUUGCAAAUUGCAAUAGAAGAAAGAAAUGACAAGAUAUUGAAUCUGAUAUGCGAGUUGAGUGGGGAUCACAAGGAUGAUUUAGUUUCUAGAAGAGAUGAGGAUGGUAACAAUAUCCUACAUUAUGCUGCCAAGUUAGCACCUUCUCAUCACCUUAAACAGGUAUCAGGUGCACCACUACAAAUGCAACGAGAGAUGCAAUGGUAUAAGGGAGUGGAGAAUCUUUUACCAGAAAAGUACAGGCUACUGAGCAACAAAGAUGGCAACACGGCUCAACAGAUAUUCACAGAGGAACACACGACCUUGGUGAAGGAAGCUAGGGACUGGAUGAAGGAUACAUCAAAUUCGUGCAUGAUUGAAACCACACUCAUCGCCACUGUAACUUUUGCUGCCGCCAUUACAGUACCGGGUGGUAAUAAUAGUGCUGAUAGUACAAAUGCUUUAUCUCUAUUCUCAUCCAUCACUUCUCUUCUUAUGUUCUUAUCCAUCUUAACUUCAAGGUAUGCGGAGGUAGAUUUCCUUAAACGGUUGCCUAGAAAGUUGAUCUUAGGUCUUGCAACUCUCUUCUUUUCUCUAGCUACCCUCAUGGUAGCCUUUGGGGCAGCCCUUUCUAUUUUACUUAGAAAAGAGUUAACAUGGGUAACAGUUCCUGUAUCGUUCUUUGCUUGUGUUCCAGUGUCUUCGUUUGUCUUCCAUCAGUUUCCACUGUUUUGGGAAAUAGUUCGUUCUACCUACGGGCCUAGAAUCUCUAAAAGGAGCAAACAACGGCCAGUCAAGCAGAAUAACAAGAAAAACGAAAAUGACUUGUUCACCGGGACAUUUUCCCGCGGUUAUCACCGAGUGAGAGAGUGA